Mobula hypostoma (lesser devil ray) is the source of this 4248-nucleotide messenger RNA. Its product is annotated as protocadherin gamma-B7-like. Gene Ontology annotation, molecular function: calcium ion binding. Bases 1 to 4248 code for a protein of 1415 amino acids. The transcript is spliced from 3 exons. The record is from RefSeq and is a predicted model, not a curated record. Lineage: Eukaryota; Metazoa; Chordata; Chondrichthyes; Myliobatiformes; Myliobatidae. Gene Ontology annotation, biological process: homophilic cell-cell adhesion. Gene Ontology annotation, cellular component: plasma membrane.
AUGGCUUCACCGCUGAAAAAAGGAGUGUUGCAUGUUGCUAUUUUUCACGUGCUACUCUUUCGCUUUCCUGAUUCAGUACAAGCCAAUAUUCGCUACUCAAUACCGGAAGAGAUGGGACUGGGGGCUUUCGUUGGCAACGUUGCACGAGAUCUCAGCUUGGAGGUUAAGCAGCUUUCUGAGCGCAAAUUUCGAGUUGCAUCAGAGAAGCAAAGGGAAUAUCUCGCUGUAAACCUAACAACUGGAACGAUAUUUAUAAAAGAAAGAAUCGACAGAGAACAACUUUGCGGGCAUAUUUUUAGAUGCAUGCUGAUGCUGGAGGCUGUAGUUGAGAAUCCACUUAAGGUAUUUCACAUUGAAGUUGAUAUUCUCGAUAUUAACGACAAUGCGCCCAUAUUUAAGAGAACGGAGAUUAACAAAGAAAUAUCUGAAAUGACGCCAGUCGGAACAGUAUUUCCACUCCCGAGCGCAAAGGACGGGGACAUUGGAAGCAACAGUAUUCAUUCCUAUCAGCUGAGCCCAAGCGAGUAUUUUUCGUUGAAUUUAUUGUCAGACGGCGAGCAGGUUGGCAUGCCAGAAUUGCUUUUGCAACGGUCCCUAGAUCGAGAGCAACAAACAGUACAUCGACUAACCCUGACUGCAUUUGAUGGGGGUAACCCAGAAAAAAUCGGAACAGCCCAAGUCGUCGUUAAUGUACUCGAUGCCAACGACAACGCUCCGAUUUGCGGACAGAGCGUCUAUCAAAUUACAAUCCCGGAAAAUGUGCCUGAAGAUUAUUUGAUAGUGAAGGUAACAGCCAAUGAUUUGGAUGAAGGACUAAAUGGUGAGGUAACUUACUCUUUCAGCGAUCACACUUCGGAUAAAGUACGUGACUUAUUUACCUUGGAUGCAGCAAGCGGCGAAAUUAAGGUUGAUGGUGUUGUGGAUUUCGAAGAAGCAAAUAACUACCAGAUUUUGGUGCAAGCUGCAGACAGAGGUACACAACGAAACUCAGUAUACUGUAAGGUUUUGUUAAAUAUUACGGAUGUUAAUGAUAACUGGCCUGAAAUCACUGCAACAUCCGCUUUCAACACAAUACCAGAAAAUGUUGCUGCGGACACGGCAGUGUCUGUUGUAAGAGUUACGGACCGAGAUUACAAAAGUUCGCCGAACGUUUCCUGCAGUAUCCCUCGAAGUAUCCCCUUCAAUCUUAAUUCUUCAUUCAACAACUACUACACGCUAAUUACUCGUGGUAACAUAGAUCGUGAAAAAGUGCCGGAGUAUAAUAUUACAAUUACGUGCACAGACAAUGGUUCACCCCCUCUUACUACCAGGAAAAUUAUUCGAGUUCAAGUCGCAGAUAUCAAUGACAAUGCCCCACGAUUUACGCAAUCCUCUUACACGGUGUACGUAGUAGAGAAUAAUGUUAUUGGUUCUUCAAUUGGAUCAGUGUCAGCUAGUGACCCAGAUUCUAAUCAGAGUGGCCAAUUGUCUUACUUUAUUUUGGAUAGCCUGAUAAACAGUUGGCCUUCAGACACCCUUGUCUCAAUAAGUUCGACCGGUGGAGUGCUGUUUGCUCGAAAAUCGUUUGAUUAUGAAGAAGUUAAAUCCUUUUCAUUCCACGUGCAAGUAAAGGAUGCAGGAGCCCCGCCGCUUAGCAGUAACGUCGCCGUGAAGGUAGUCAUCAUAGAUCAGAAUGAUAAUGCUCCUGUGAUUUUGUCGCCUUUAUCGGCAAUUGAUGAACCGAUACCACGAUCUGCAGAGUCUGGUUACUUGGUUUCAAAAGUUACGGCCACAGAUGCCGAUUCUGGCCAAAGCGCCCAACUCUCCUAUGACAUUGUUACACUGGAUACUGUUUGCGGAGUAAUUAAUUAUGCUAUUCCUGAAGAAUUAGAACCAGGUUCUGUUGUUGGAAAUAUUUCAAAGGAUCUGGGGUUAGAUAUACGCCAACUGACGGUGCGUAAGUUGCAUGUGGUAUCAAGACGUAAAAAACAGUAUCUGGACGUCGAUUUAAACGCAGGAACUCUGUUCACGAAAGUGAAGAUAGACAGGGAACAGCUUUGUGAACAAAACCGCGCAUGCACACUGAACUUGGAAGCUGUGCUUCAAGAACCCCUGCAAAUAUAUGCUGUUGAAGUUGAAAUUCUCGAUAUAAACGACAACGCCCCCGUGUUUCAGAAAAACGAGUACCGCUUAGAUAUCUCAGAAAAGGCUUCAGCUGGGAUGCGCUUCCCACUCCAAAGCGCACAAGACCUGGAUAUCGGUACGAAUUGCAUUCGCUCAUAUCAACUGACCCCCAAUGAACACUUUGCUUUAAUAUCGCAAACAGACAACAAUCAAAGUGGCAUCCUCGAAUUAGUACUCCAAAGACCCCUAGACCGAGAACAACAACAGACCUAUGAGUUAACAGUGACCGCAACUGAUGGAGGGGAGCCGCAGAAAUUUGGUACCACUAAAAUUAUAAUUCGCGUGAUUGAUGUGAACGAUAACGCGCCGGCUUGCGAACAGAAUGUCUAUCGUAUAUCCAUCCCCGAAAAUAUACCCCAAAAUACUCUGAUUGGGAAAGUUACUGCAAUAGAUGCGGACGAAGGUUUAAAUGGUGAAGUAAUCUAUUCUUACAGCGAUCGCACUUCUGAAAGAAUCCGCAGGUUGUUCAGCCUGGACGCUAUAAGCGGAGAAAUCCGAGCGACCGGCGCAGUGGACUUCGAAGAGACCAACAAAUACACGGUCAUGGUGCAAGCUAUGGACCGAGGAUUGCAUGCAAUGCCAGCAACUUGUCAAGUCGUUUUACAAGUUACUGAUAUUAAUGAUAACUCUCCUGAUAUUAUGAUAACUUCAUCAACAGGGUCAAUACCAGAGGAUGCCCCUCCAGGGACACUUGUUGCCGUUUUAAGAGUUACAGAUGCUGAUUUAGGAGAAGCAGGAGAUGUUAACUGCCACAUCACAGAUAAUAUUCCAUUUGUACUUGAUUCUUCUUUCAAACAUUAUUACACCCUUAUCAGUGCUCGCCUUGUUGAUCGAGAAAACGUAUCCGAGUACAACAUUACAAUUACCUGUUCAGAUGCGGGCAUUCCGCCCCAGACUGUGAACAAAACCAUUCGAGUUCAAGUGUUAGACGUAAAUGACAAUGCCCCAUUCUUUCUACAGACUUCGGUCAACGUGCAUAUUACAGAAAAUAACGAUAUAGGUACUUCUAUUGGCUCUGUAUCUGCUUUUGACGCAGACUGUGGUGAAAAUGCUUCGCUAUCGUAUUCCAUUAUAGAUGAUCUCAUUCUUGGCUUCCGGACUAUUAACUUUGUCUCAAUUAAUCCAGUUACUGGCGUUAUGGUUGCACAGCACUCUUUCGAUUAUGAGCAGUUCAAUAAUUUUCGGGUAAUUGUACAAGCAGCGGAUGGCGGUUCACCCUCGCUGAAGAGCAACACAACUGUAAAUGUGCUAAUUAUCGACCGGAACGAUAAUGCUCCCGUAAUCGUAGCACCCAUGUCAAUUAAAGGCUCUGCAUCAAAGGAGACCGUGCCCCGAUCUGCCGAUCCUGGUUACUUGGUUACUAAGGUCAUCGCCACCGACGCCGAUUCGGGGCAGAACGCCCUCCUCACUUAUCAGCUUCUUCAGCCGACCGAUGAAAGCUUGUUCACUAUAGCCUCCCACACGGGAGAAAUCUGGACAGUUCGCGCCCUUGGGAGCAAGGAUUCACUCCAACAGAAACUCGUAAUCCUGGUAAAGGAUGGUGGGGACCCAUCGCUUUCAGCCAUCGUCGUUGUUCACGUUUCGGUACUAAAGAAUGAUAAAGAAACCGCAAACAGAGUUACCACAGGAGAGAGCACUGGGUCAUCGACAGUCGAUUUAAAACUAUACUUAAUCAUCGGGUUUGGCAUAUUAUCGUCGGUUCUGUUUAUAGCUAUUAUCUUCCUUGCUGUUAAGAUCCACAAAUGUCAACAUGAAAAUGGGAGAUGCUGUUGUGCGAAGGUGCUAUUCGAAACCGAACAGUCCACUGCGAGUAUUCAAAUCCCCACCAAUUAUGUAGAAGUGUACGAAACCGGGGUUCUUCCUCCGUCUUUUUGUUAUGACAAAUAUCCUAAAGCAAACUCAACCAUGAGUGAUUUUAUUGUUCCUAAGUUUGCCACACCCAGGAUUGAUAUUAACGAUGAUUUUGAUGUAGUGGAGCGGAAAUACAUUGCAUUGUCCUGUAUGAAUAAGAAGAACAUAAAAUCCUACCAGACUAACUAUCAGAAUGGGGAAAAAUAUGACCUGGUGAAUUUAACAUUGGAAUGA